CUUGGAACUGCAUGACUUUAUGCACACGGUUUUAUUUCAAAGGACAUUAUGUAGCUUGUGCGCCGGACACGAACAAGGCGCACUUGUGCUGAGAAAGCAGAUACGUCCCACAGCCUUCGCAGCUUCCGGGGGCGGCGGGUGAUGAGAAGCAUCUGCUUGUCCGGUUUGCCGCAAAUCCAUCGACAUACCAUGCUAUACCCGAGACAGUUGUACUUAGUGCAUGCAGUAUUCAAUUUGUAGGCUCCACGAACGUUCAGUACCUGCAUGGAAGUUGAACUGCAGCGAGGCCACUGCAUCCGCCGUCUCCGCUUCCCAUCCGUUCCCACAGCUUGCGUGUACGAAAGCUCGGCGCUGGCGCAACAGUAGUAACUAUGCCGCAACCUAUAGACUUGGCUCGGGUGGACUCACCUAUAGACGUAGCAGGCUUGUGGCUGUAUGGCGCCAUGAUGGCUGUGCUUCCGGACUUCACUCCUCCAAGAAGACACGAUCCCACCUUCAUAGAUUCUGAAGACACUGUUGUGGUUGUCUGAGCAUGUUGCGUCGCCGACCUCUUGUGUGGGAUCGCUGGCGUCACCACAACAGAUUCCCAAGUUCGUCCUAAUAAGGUGCAGAAGCGUCAUAAUAACCGUGACCGUGAUGCUGUUGUAUUACUGUCUUUGUGACCAAUUCAGUUCAUAACAUCAAUCGCCAUUUCCCUAGUGAUUGUGGCAAGAUUAGACCCUUCACAGCA
Baudoinia panamericana UAMH 10762 is the source of this 730-nucleotide messenger RNA. RefSeq lists its product as uncharacterized. The coding region runs from base 372 to 530 and encodes 52 amino acids. The record is from RefSeq and is a predicted model, not a curated record. The transcript has a single exon. Lineage: Eukaryota; Fungi; Ascomycota; Dothideomycetes; Mycosphaerellales; Teratosphaeriaceae.